AGCUACAGCGUUGACAUGCCGGAAAUCCGCCUCCUUCGUGUCGUGUCCUGCAGCAGCCAGGAUUCGACGCACUGUGCAGAAAACCUCCUCAAGGCGGACACUUACCGGAAAUGGCGGGCAGCCAAGGCCGGCGAGAAGACCAUCUCCGUGGUCCUGCAGCUGGAGAAGGAGCAACAGAUACACAGCGUGGACGUUGGCAACGACGGUUCGGCCUUCGUGGAAGUGCUGGUGGGCAGCUCGGCCAGCGGGGGCGGUGAACAGGACUAUGAGGUCCUUCUGGUCACCUCCUCUUUCAUGUCGCCUUCUGAGAGCCGAAGUAACUCAAACCCCAACCGUGUUCGCAUUUUUGGGCCGGACAAGUUGGUGCGGGCAGCAGCUGAGAAGCGCUGGGACCGGGUCAAAAUUGUAUGCAGCCAGCCCUACAGCAAGGACUCCCCCUAUGGCCUGAGCUUUGUUCGGUUCCACAGCCCCCCAGACAAAGAUGAGGCAGAGACCUCAACUCAGAAGGUGACCAAGCUUGGCCAGUUUCGGGUGAAGGAGGAGGACGAGGGUGGCAGCUCCCUGAGACCAGGAGCUCUCUUCUUCAGCCGAGUUAACAAGACACCCCCAGCUACGACCAGCAACCAGGCAGGACCCAGCUACGCGGCUGCUAUGCUCCAGGCUUCUGGCACUGCCUCCUCAGUCUCCAUGGCCUCCAGGGCUGUAGGUAGUACCACUAAGCCUCAGGAAUCCCCCAAGGGGAAGAGGAAGUUGGAUUUGAACCAAGAGGAACGGAAGACCCCCAGCAAACUGUCCACCCAGCCCUCACCACCAGCCUCCAAGAGAACCAAAUUGCCACCUCCCUCCCGUAGCCCAGCCUCGGCCUCAUCUCCUGCUCCAGCACGUGGUCCAGUGGCAGGGAAGCCCCGGAGAGAAGGCACUGAGCCCAAGAAACCCCAAACUGGUCCUCAGGAGCUGGGCAAGAUCCUUCAGGGUGUGGUGGUGGUGCUGAGUGGCUUCCAAAACCCCUUCCGCUCAGAGCUCCGGGACAAGGCCCUGGAGCUGGGGGCCAAGUACCGGCCAGACUGGACCCCGGACAGCACCCACCUCAUCUGUGCCUUUGCCAACACCCCCAAGUACAGCCAGGUCCUGGGCCUUGGUGGCCAGAUUGUGCAUAAAGAAUGGGUGCUGGACUGUCACCGCAUGCGCCGGCGGCUGCCCUCCCGGAGGUACCUCAUGGCGGGGCCAGGCUCGAGCAGUGAGGAUGAGGGGGAUUCUCACGUUGGUGACAGCAGCGGGGAUGAAGCCCCCAAGCUUCCUCGUAAGCGUCCCCAGGCCAAAAUUAAGUCCCCUCAGACAACAGGACCUAGCUCACCACAGAGGUCCCCAAGCCCUGAAGAGACCAAGCCACCCACACCAGGGGGCCAGGAAGAAGAUGAAACUGAGGGGGAGCAGUCAGGACAGGACAAUGGGGCGGACGAUUCUGGGGACACGGAGGAUGAGCUGAGGAGGGUAGCUGAACAGAGGGAACGGAAGCAGCCCCCUGCCCAGGAGGAGAAUGGGGAGGACCCCUAUGCUGGCUCCACAGAUGAGAACACAGACAACGAGGAACCCCCCGAGUCUCCCACCCUGCCGAUUCCUGAACUCCCAGAUUUCUUCCAGGGCAAACGCUUCUUUCUGUAUGGGGAGUUCCCUGGGGAUGAGCGGCGGAUGCUUGUUCGAUACGUCACAGCCUUCAACGGGGAGCUGGAGGACUAUAUGAGUGAUCGGGUCCAGUUUGUGAUCACGGCACAGGAGUGGGACCCCAGCUUCGAGGACGCCCUGAUGGACAACCCCUCCUUGGCUUUUGUCCGCCCCCGCUGGAUCUACAAUUGCAAUGAGAAGCAGAAGUUACUCCCCCACCAGCUGUAUGGGGUGGUCCCCCAGGCCUGA
Molecule: messenger RNA, 1911 nt
Organism: Elephantulus edwardii (Cape elephant shrew)
Lineage: Eukaryota; Metazoa; Chordata; Mammalia; Macroscelidea; Macroscelididae
Gene: XRCC1
Product: X-ray repair complementing defective repair in Chinese hamster cells 1
Exons: 17
Coding region: 16-1911 (631 amino acids)
Biological process (GO): double-strand break repair via nonhomologous end joining; base-excision repair; single strand break repair
Cellular component (GO): nucleus
Molecular function (GO): damaged DNA binding
Source: RefSeq, a predicted model, not a curated record